Aureobasidium uvarum is the source of this 528-nucleotide messenger RNA. The record is from the annotation of a GenBank genome assembly. NCBI's taxonomy places the organism in Eukaryota, Fungi, Ascomycota, Dothideomycetes, Dothideales, Saccotheciaceae.
AUGUGUCAACACUUUGCUCGCCAUGGCGGAUCCACCAUCCGAACGCGUCAGAUCACAAGGGUAAACCAGACCUAUUCGGAAGGCACCGGCGUGGUCCACAACAUCACCUUCGUUAAAGCCAUCAGCAGAGACACUUACGAAGGCCAAUUGCGUGGUGGACAACGGUUUACAGUCACCAAAGACGACAUCCGCACAGAGCCAAGCAUAUACCAGCUUCGUAAGGAGCCGGGCCACCAUAACUGCUUCCAACUGAUAUUCAAAGCGUUUGAAAGGUAUCGCGAGCUGAGAUUCGUUACGCCGGCAUGUGGGCCCAUGCAACAAGACAUGCCAAACAGAGCGAAGAAGGUAUUCCAAUUCUGUGAUGGCGAGAGCGUCACAGAUUUGGAGCUGAAAGAGGAUGAAGACAUCGAGGAAUACAAUAUUGUCGAGAUUAAAGACCGUGAUGACGAUACCAUGAGGAGAUAUCUCAGAGAGACGGGAUGGGUGUCUUCCAACAAGACCACUCAAUCUGCAAAUGACGAGGAUUGA